CAGAGACAAUGGCGACAGCAAUAUCUAUAAAAACAGCAAUGGACGGACGCUCAAUUGAUGCAUCCAAACAAGAAAAGAAAAAACCACCAUCUUCGCAGACAGUAGAAGGAAAUAAGUUCCUUUAAUUAAAGAAAAAAAAGUGUUCAAUCUACGCUAAAGCCGAAAACCACAUCAACAACCAGCCUGACAAAAAAUCAACAAAAAUGACCGAGUCAAAGCAGGAGCAAAUCGACAGGCGCCAGGCCAACCUGCCGCUGCCGGAACAGCCACCAGUGGCAUCGGACUGGCAGUCUGCCGACGCGAGAAACGUCAACGUCGGCUCGGGCAGGCUCGCAUCCGACAUCUCUACAGGUGAUGCAUCGUCCACGGGGCUGCGUGAACCCGCCACCGUCGGCGCGGGCGUUGACAUGAGCGGUAUUGGAAGGCAAGGGAAGGAAGGGCUGUCGGAGACGCCCAAGGAUGCGUCGAAAUAGGAUGUUGGAUGUAUGGGGUUCGAAUUUGUACAAUAUAAUCAGUCGCAAUCACAGCCAAUGACUUGCAUCACCUGAAGCUCGAGAACAAGACCUCGCAAGGCAAUGAAAACCAUGUGAUUAUGACUUACAGCUUUUUGCCCGCCCCUGCAAUGAAUCUCGAAUGGUUUCAAAAGCGCUG
Molecule: messenger RNA, 651 nt
Organism: Pyricularia oryzae 70-15
Lineage: Eukaryota; Fungi; Ascomycota; Sordariomycetes; Magnaporthales; Pyriculariaceae
Exons: 2
Coding region: 204-473 (89 amino acids)
Source: RefSeq, a predicted model, not a curated record